AGGAAGAGGGCGGGCUUCACUCAGCCUCUCUACCAACAAACCUCAACAGUUGAUCACAGAGCACCGAGCAGGACCAUGAAGGAGACGUCUCUACAUCUGCUCUUUGUGAGCUCACUGCUGAUCUGCUCAACAAACCAAGCUCGUCUGACUGUGAGUCCCAGCAGAUCACAGAUGUUUGAAGGAGACUCUGUCUCUCUGAGCUGUGAGGAGGACGACAGCUCUGCUGGAUGGAGGCUGUGGAGGACGACAACCAAACAAACCAGAGCUGAGUGUAAAGAAUGGGGAGAAUCAUCUGGUUCUUCUUGUAUCAUCAGCUUCAUCUUCCCAGUGGACAGUGGAGUUUACUGGUGUGAGUCCAGAGAGGGAGCAACCAGUAACAUCAUCAACAUCACUGUCACUGGUGGAUCAGUGAUCCUGCAGAGUCCUGUCCUCCCUGUGAUGGAGGGACAUGAUGUCACUCUGCACUGUAAAACAAAGACCACUCCCUCCAACCUCCCAGCUGCUUUCUAUAAAGAUGGCUCCCUCAUCAGGACUGAGCCUACAGGUCACAUGACCAUCCACCAUGUUACCAAGUCUGAUGAAGGCCUCUACAAGUGUAACAUCAGCAGUGAUGGAGAGUCUCCACCCAGCUGGAUCACUGUCACAGAGAAACCCACCACACCUGGACCUACACCCACCCCCACCUCCUGUUCCUCCUCUUCCCCUUCUUCUAGUUCCACUGACACCACCUCUCCUCCUCCUCCUUUCCCUCUGAUGGAGGUUGUUGUCUCUGUCUGUGGUCUGGUUGUUCUGGUGUUACUGGUUCUUCUGGUGACUCUGUGUGUCCGGAGGAAAUCUAAAGCUGAUGCAGAGAGAGUUGGAGAAAAUGACGUCAAAACAUCACGUCAGCCAAUCAGACAGAGCAGAGAGUGUUAUUCAGUUGCAGUUUACUCAGGAGUGAGAAGAAGAGGAGGCGAUUCAUCAUCAGAGUGACUCAUUGACAGGACGAGCUGCCACAGCUUCCUGAAGCAGCAGAGAAUGGAUGGAUGAAGGAUGAGGCUGGUUUUAUUCUGGUUUUUUCCCCUGUUAACAGACUCCAUGUAAAGACCCAAACCAACAGUGUGUUAGUCUGUAAUACUCUGAGCUGGUCACUGUAACUUUGAACAAACAAACAGGAGGAAAUGAUGCAGUAUAAAGUCCUGCUCUUAUAACCAGUACACAAACAUUACAUCAGUGCUUCCUAACACAUUCUAAGUUAGCUGUGGAGCUGCUGUUAAUAAGGUCAUUUUCAGUUUGUAUUGAUGUAAAGUCCUGGUCAACAA
Lates calcarifer (barramundi perch) is the source of this 1301-nucleotide messenger RNA. Its product is annotated as low affinity immunoglobulin gamma Fc region receptor II-like. The transcript has 8 exons. Gene Ontology annotation, molecular function: transmembrane signaling receptor activity. NCBI's taxonomy places the organism in Eukaryota, Metazoa, Chordata, Actinopteri, Centropomidae. Bases 76 to 972 code for a protein of 298 amino acids. The record is from RefSeq and is a predicted model, not a curated record. Gene Ontology annotation, biological process: cell surface receptor signaling pathway.